Parnassius apollo (apollo) is the source of this 978-nucleotide messenger RNA. NCBI's taxonomy places the organism in Eukaryota, Metazoa, Arthropoda, Insecta, Lepidoptera, Papilionidae. The record is from the annotation of a GenBank genome assembly.
AUGGUGGCAGAUGCCCACGUAGGAACUGAUGAAAGUGAGGAAGAAGGUUCGAUGUCAUCCGAUGAGGAGAUUUUCGUCAGCACGCGCUCACGUAAGCGAAGAAUUGUAAUAUAUUCAGAUGAUAAUACAUCCGAUAUAGGUCAGUUGGGGUCUGAGUCCAUCCAGCAUCAGCAGGAGCCGCAGGAGCCUGAGUCAUCAUUUGUGAUCCGUUCCAAUAAAAAUCACCUUUAUGGAAAGAGCGGUUAUAAAUGGUCUACUAGACCUCGCAAUCCACGAGCAAGAACAUCUUCUCGUAAUGUGAUUCACGUAGUCCCUGAACCUGCAGGUGUAGCCAAAGAAAUAACAGACCCCAGAGAAUUAUUUCUCCAGUUCAUUUCUCAUGAAAUAAUCAAUGAGAUGGUUACUUAUACCAACACGGAGAUUGACAUCAAGAAGUCUAAAUACAAACAGGAGAAGUAUACCAACUCGCAUACUUCCACUAACGAAGUGACGGCUUUACUGGGUCUCUUGAUACAAUCAGCGGCUAUAAAAAGUAACCACUUGCCCACUAGAACACUAUUUGACCACAAACGGAGUGCAAUUACUUUUAAAGCGUGCAUGAGUGCUGAUAGGUUUGAUUUCUUACUGAGAUGCCUUAGUUUUGACAAGACAACAAGAACAGAGCAGAGGGCCUCUGACAAGCUUGCUCCAUUCAAUUUGGAGGCAUUCAUAAGCAACUGUGUAAAAUGUAUCAUAAACGCGUAUGCUGUAUACGUAUGCAAUAUGAUCCGAGACCAUAAGAAACCGCUCAAGAGGAGAGAAUUUGCCUUGCAAAUGGCAGAUGAACUAAUAAAACCCUGGCUACUCGAGCGCUACAAUACGGUGACUUUGCAGCGUGAUGUGAAAAAGAGUAUUGGAGAUAUUCUCAACAUUGAAGUGCCACAAGAAAGCUGUGUACAAGAGCUACAUAAAACAAGAAAAAUAUGUGGAUUUUGCUAA